CAUAUUCACAUAAUAACAAUAAUAAUGUUCAAUAAUACAACAACAACCUUCGGCUCCGGCGCCGGCAUCGUCGUCGUCCCACCUCCCGCCGUUACAGUUCCCACCACCGUCUUCCCCGGCACCACCAUCACUUCCAAUUCCACCUUCAUCAUCAUCGGACCUCCACCACCGUUCCCAGCUCCUCCACGGAGCAUCGAUCUCUCUCCUCUCAAACUAAUCUUCGCCGUCAUCGCCAUCGUCGCCGUUCCCGCUUUAGCUUACGCUCUCUUCUUCACCAUCCCUUGUUCUUCCUCCCGCCGCAACUCCUCUUCUCCUCGCCGUAGCACUUCCUCCGACGAUACACCUCACGUCACCGUCGACAUCACCCUGCCGAUCAUCGAGACCACCGUAACUCCUGACUCCGGCGGGAAAAUCCAAAAAGAUACACAUUCCAAGGAGAUCGGAAACGAGUGCACCGUGUGUCUCAUGGUGUUCACCGACGGCGAUGAAAUCCGGCAGCUUAUCGAGUGUAAGCACGCGUUCCACGUGUCGUGUAUUGAAGAGUGGCUUAAGGAUCAUCCUAAUUGUCCCAUUUGCCGAACUGACGUCUCCGUUAAACAACAGACCGAAGCAGCCAACGUUACCGUUAACGUUAACGGUAACGUGAAUCGCAGCGGCGGAAACCGUCGAGUUUCAGCGACUAAUAAUAGAGAUGACGAUUGGCGUCAAGAUUCAUCCUCUGGUUUAGCUCAAAAUCGGAACUUAGCCGCAAAAUCGAAGAUUCCGAGGUUUGCGUAUUUGGUAACGGGAACGAAAGGAGAUGGGAAACGAGUGAAACGACUGCUUAAAGCAAUAUACCAUCCGAGAAAUUACUAUCUUCUUCAUUUGGAUCUCGAAGCUUCAGAUGAAGAGAGGUUGGAGCUGGCGAAGUAUGUGAGAUCGGAGAAGAAGAAGUUUGAGAAUGUUAUGGUAAUGGGUUUAGCUGAUUUGGUUACGGAGAAAGGUCCAACGAUGUUAGCUAGUACGCUUCAUGGUGUUGCGAUUUUGUUGAAGAAAGCUAAGGAUUGGGAUUGGUUUAUUAAUCUUAGUUCUUCUGAUUAUCCUCUCAUGCCUCAAGAUGAUAUUUUGCAUAUUUUCUCAUACUUGCCGCGCUACCUGAACUUUAUCGAGCACACAAGCAACAUCGGUUGGAAAGAGAACCAAAGAGCAAGACCUAUCAUUAUCGAUCCUGGCUUUUACCAUUUGAAGAAAUCUGGUGUCUUUUGGGCUAAAGAACGGAGAUCUUUGCCUGCUUCAUUCAAACUUUACAUGGGUUCAACCAGUGUUGCGUUAACAAGACCGUUCCUCGAGUUUUGCAUUUGGGGAUGGGACAAUCUCCCAAGAACGCUAUUGAUGUACUAUAGCAACUUCCUCUUGUCAUCUGAAGGCUAUUUCCAGACAGUUGUGUGCAACAAUAAAGAUUAUCAGAACACAACGGUUAACCACGACCUGCAUUACACCAACUGGGAUCCGCUUCAACAGCGCACCCUGAAUGUAACGGUUGAGAAUUUCCGCGAUAUGGUCGAAAGCGGGGCUCCAUUCGCAAGGGAGUUUCGAGAGGAUGAUCUCGUACUCGAUAAGAUUGACACCGAGCUGCUAGGUCAAACCGAUAGUGGAUCGGGGUUGAAGACUCCGGAGAUUGUUAAGCCAACGGCUCCUCCGAGCAAUUAUAAUCAGGACGGUGCAGGAGCCUCAGCAACCGGAGGUCAUGUUCUUCGUCCUCAGCUGCAGCCACAACAGCAGCCGAAUCCUAAUGGGAGCGGGGGAGGAGGUGGAAGCGGCGGUGGCUCGAUCCGAGCAGGAUCAAUGGUGGACAGAGCAAGACAAGCAAACGUAGCCUUGCCUGAAGCAGCACUAAAAUGUCCAAGAUGCGAAUCCACCAACACCAAGUUCUGCUACUUCAACAACUACAGCCUCACUCAGCCACGCCACUUCUGCAAGACAUGCCGGAGAUACUGGACACGUGGCGGUGCCCUCCGCAACGUCCCUGUUGGUGGUGGCUGCCGGAGAAACAGGCGUACUAAAAGCAGCAGCAACAACAACAAUAACAGCACUGCUACUAGCAACAACACCAGCUUCUCCUCCGGGAAUGCAUCCACCAUCAGCUCGAUUCUCUCCUCCCACUACGGAGGAAACCAAGAGAGUAUCUUAAGCCAGAUUUUGUCUCCAGCGAGGCUAAUGAAUCCUACUUAUAAUCAUCUCGGAGAUCUCACAAAUAAUACAAAAACAGACAACAACAUGAGCUUGUUGAACUAUGGAGGAUUAAGUCAAGACUUGAGGUCAAUCCACAUGGGAACUUCUGGUGGCUCGCUUAUGAGCUGUGUUGAUGAAUGGAGAUCGGCAUCUCAUCAUCAGCAGCCAACUAUGGGCGGUGGAAACUUGGAGGAUUCUUCUAAUCCUAAUCCAUCCUCAAAUGGGUUUUACCCUUUUGAGUCGCCGAGGAUAACUUCAGCGUCAAUUUCAUCUGCUUUGGCAUCGCAGUUUUCUUCGGUUAAAGUUGAAGAUAAUCCUUACAAAUGGGUUAAUGUCAAUGGUAAUUGCUCUUCCUGGACUGAUCUUUCUGCUUUCGGCUCUUCUCGUUGAGUUCAACCACACAACAAAAAGGAAACUUGAGGGUAUACUUUGGUGGAAAAAACCUAGUUACUAGUUAUUAGGUUAAUUUUGUCUUAUUUUGCGUUUUGGUUUAGUUAAUGUUGUUUACUACUUUCCUCGUUCUCAAUCUAUGGACUAUGUUUCUAGUUCUAGGUAGCUUAAGUUCUUGGAUGUUUUUGAGACUGUUCCUUUGUUAUUUUCGUCAACACUGUCCUUUUGUUAUCUUUCGAUCGAGUUUGAUCAUUACUAUCAAAAUGAACUUAAUGUAUUAGA
Messenger RNA from Arabidopsis arenosa, 2883 nucleotides. The record is from the annotation of a GenBank genome assembly. Lineage: Eukaryota; Viridiplantae; Streptophyta; Magnoliopsida; Brassicales; Brassicaceae.